CACAGCUGAACCAUUACAGGGCGGAACGUUACCGCUUGAAGGAAGGAACUCGGUGAAAGUUGAUACGAUGUGCUCAAACUUACCCUGAACAUUUUUGUUGAUACAUCUGAAGUGUCCACUGCGGGGAACGUCUGGAGCAACUUUAUGAGAGUCGAGUUAGAAGGAUUGAAAACUCGUUUUCCCCCCCAGAUCAUCGACAGAGGAAGGAUAAGGGGCUAAUUGGACAUAUGAAAUUGGAAGGUUUAUUGUGGAUCGCUGCUUCCUCCACAAACCCAGACUUUGAGAAACUACAGGUUCUCAUGCAAAAGAUCUAAGCAAUGCCCAUGAGAAUGUUUAUUUCAAUGGCUUUUCUUCUCAGCCUCCAGGCAGUUGUGCACAUUAAACCAGCUAAAGCCAAGCUGCCCUGUACAAUAACAUCUGACAGGCGUUCAGCAGACUGUAAAGGUCUACGGCUGGACCAUGUGCCUAUAACAUAUCUGCCUGCCUCUCUGGAAGAGCUCGACCUGUCUUUCAAUACCAUACAGGUCAUCAGCAAACAAGAUUUUUUCAAACUUAGUCAUUUGCGAGUCCUCAAGCUUAAUUUCAACAACAUCUCUCUGAUUGUGGAUGAUGCCUUUCAGGGAAACGUUUUUUUGGAGAAACUAAACUUAUUUAAUAACUCUCUGACAGAAAUUCCAUUUAAAGCUCUUGAGCCACUCAAAUUUUUGAAGGAUUUAGAAAUGUCCAAUAAUUUGUACACUCAAGCAUCUCUGGAUGCUUCUUUUUUGAAGUUUACCCAGUUAAAAAUGCUAUCCAUUGGUGGACCCCUGGUCAGUAGUUUGGGAAGCCGUGACAUUUCUGUGUUGAAAAACAUUUCAUUGGACAAGUUUGCUAUUAAAACUGGCACUGGUUUUAAAAGUUAUGAACCUGGGUAUUUCAGCUACCUUAACACAAAAAACUUGUGGCUCGAUAUAGCGUUUGACAAAAAACCAGAUAUACUUCCUAUGAUAUUGAAAGAUCUGGCAAAUAAGACUUUUGAUAUGCUACGUUUCCGAAACCUUUUUGAAUUUCAGUACUAUACUGGUAAACAGGAUAUUUUUUAUGGCCUGCAGUAUGUAAAGACUCCACUCCUAACCUUCUAUCGAGGUAAAUUCAGUGAGGAAGUUAUGAGAAUGGCUCUGGUAAAUGUGGAAAUCAGUUCGAUCGAAGCCCUGGAACUGCUGUUCAUCGACUUUGCUCGUUCACUGAAUAGAACACAGGGAUCCAGUGUGACGAACUUGACCUUGGAAAAGCUGGUGCUCUCGGACAUCAGUAAUCCAGAUAUAAUGCGCUUCGACUGGAGCUUUACCUGGCUCAAUCAUGUCCGCCAAUUCAUUGUAUGGAAUGUGAACUUCAACAGCGUGCCGUGCGAUUCGUGGCAGGAGAUGAAAAGUGUUGAACUUCUGGACAUCUCUAACAACCAGCUUAGGGACAGUUAUAUUUAUAACCCGCUAUGUGACACUACAAACAUACUGCACGAGCUUGAAACCUUUAACGUUAGCCGUAAUCGACUUAGCAACCUCAGUGACUUGGCAUCUCUGACCAAAGACUUUGUCAAGCUGACUACAAUCGAUAUGAGCCACAACCAGUUGCAAUAUACGGGAAAUCGUGUCUGUUACUGGAGACAGACCAUUAACAAAGUAAUUGCUCAUCAUAAUAGUCUGACGAGCAACAGUUUUAAGUGCCUUCCCACUUCUGUAAGCUUCCUUGAUCUUUCGUACAGCAGCCUAGACCAGCUUGACAUGGACUAUUUUAUUAAGGCAUCCAAUCUGACCGAGCUCCUCCUCAGCGGCAACAAGAUCAAGUUCAUUCCUUCCGGCUGGAGGAAUCCAUACUUGAGGACGCUCGCUUUAGAUGGAAACUCCUUUGGACUUGUUAGCAUGACUUCUUUUAAAGACAUGCCUAGCCUACGUGUCCUGACUGCAGGCAACAACCCAUACCACUGUAUCUGUGAUCUCUAUACCUUCAUACAGGAAACCACAAACAAGGGCAUGGUGAGCAUCACAGACUGGCCAGACAACUACAAGUGCUACCAUCCCGAGCACCUUCUCAACACAAUGGUAUCACAAUACUUCCCUGGUCAUUUAGCCUGUAAUAUUACACUCGUUAUCAUCAUCUCUGUGUCAACAACAGUGGUUGUUGUCCUUGGUCUUAUGCUUCUGUGCUACAUCUUUCACGUGCCAUGGUACAUAAAAACCACAUACCAAAUCAUCAGAGCCAAGUACAGGGCCCAUAAAGAAGGUUCAGGUCAGGCUGUGGACUACACCUUUCAUGCUUUCAUCUCUUACAGCCACGUGGAUGCAGACUGGGUACGAAACCAGCUGCUCCCUUGUUUAGAGAAUUCUAAGCCUCCUUACCGCCUCUGCAUCCAUGAAAGAGACUUCACUCCAGGGAAGUGGAUCAUUGACAACAUCAUUGAGAACAUUGAAGAUAGUCACAAGGUGAUCUUCGUGUUGUCACGGAACUUUGUGAACAGUGAUUGGUGCAACUAUGAGCUCUACUUCGCCCAACAACGGGCCAUUGGCAAGACAUUCAGUGAUGUCAUCCUGAUUCUGAAGGAGCCCAUAGAUCCCACAUCUCUUCCAAGUAAAUACUGCAAGCUCAAAAAGAUGCUCAAUACCAAAACCUACCUAGAGUGGCCCCAGCAGCCCACAGAACAGAGCUUUUUCUGGGUCCAGCUGAGGAGUGUUCUGGGCAAACCAAACAUAACAAGACAGCGCACGACCAGCCGUCAUAGCCGCCUGUCUUCAGUGAGGUCUGUCUCCCUGAUUGAGCUGCCACAGGACCAGAGUUCUGCAGAUACUAAAACUACAUAUGAAGAUGGCCACCAAAUCAAUGAUCAGCCUUCUAACAGAUGCCAACCAACUUUAAAAGAACUUGCUUGAAAGACAUAAAUAAUAUAUCAUUGGCAGAGAUGACCAGACAGAACAUGCAUCAUUUAUUUUCCCAACAUUCAAAAUAUGACGUGCUUCAUGGUAACUGAUCUGCAUUGAUGUUAAGCUAAGAAUCAUUUAAACCGGUUUGUCUGACUCAUUGGUUGCAGAAAGACUGGAAAAAGAUCAUUCUGACUCAUAUGUUCAGUCAGUAAGCAAAACAAACCGAUCUAGACAGUCAUUUACUGACCUAGUAGCCCAUAGCAUACACAACAACACAUGCUCACUCUGACAAUCAAUACAGUUCUAUGUACUUAAGUAUAUAUACUUAUCUUAAUUAGCGUAGUGAACUGCUAUACUGUUCCCUCACCUUAUGCCAGUAUGUAAUUGUGUCUUUAAAUAAUGUCUUAAUAUAUUUUAAUGAAAAUAUUAGAAUUUUUGUAAAUACUCUUUUCAGACUUUUAAAUGUCUCAAAUUUUGACAUAUAAAUGUAUUUUGUAUCUGAAUUUGUGAUUAAAAGUGUAAUAUCUUCUUUUUUUCCAUUAUUCUACAUGGAACUAAUAAAAAAUGAUGGUGAUGUCAGGACUAUGAAUAGAUCAUAUUAUGAAAAAUUAUAUUAUGAUGAAGUUGUCAUGUUACCACACAAAAUAGUAUCAUUCUUUUAAAAAGACUAUAUAUAUAUAUAUAUAUAUAUAUAUAUAUAUAUAUAUAUAUAUAUAUAUAUAUAUACUGUAUAAAUCUAUACUGGUCACAGUUUAAUAGACCUCUUUAAAAAUGUUUCUUAUUAAUGAUAUUAAUGGCUGCUCUAUGUCAAAGCAGUUGGUAUAUAAUUUCACUGUCAUUCUAUUAUUCUUUAUGAUCUGGAUUAAUCAUAACGUGUGCCCCUCACUCCGAGAUUGAUAACCCCACAGCUAACUUCACAUUCAACUCCAGUAAUGAUGUGUUUAUGUCUGGUCUAUAGUUGUAAAUGGUGAAUCAUAAAAUGUAUUUUACUGAACAGAUGGAUCCUUGCAAAUAAACAAGAAGUUAUGAUGC
This is a messenger RNA of Carassius gibelio (silver crucian carp), 3926 nucleotides long. Its product is annotated as toll-like receptor 2. The transcript has 6 exons. The coding region runs from base 318 to 2903 and encodes 861 amino acids. Gene Ontology annotation, cellular component: membrane. The record is from RefSeq and is a predicted model, not a curated record. Gene Ontology annotation, biological process: immune response; toll-like receptor signaling pathway; inflammatory response. Gene Ontology annotation, molecular function: transmembrane signaling receptor activity; protein binding. Lineage: Eukaryota; Metazoa; Chordata; Actinopteri; Cypriniformes; Cyprinidae.